Messenger RNA from Cydia amplana, 2340 nucleotides. RefSeq lists its product as uncharacterized. The record is from RefSeq and is a predicted model, not a curated record. NCBI's taxonomy places the organism in Eukaryota, Metazoa, Arthropoda, Insecta, Lepidoptera, Tortricidae. Gene Ontology annotation, molecular function: zinc ion binding; nucleic acid binding. The transcript is spliced from 2 exons. The coding region runs from base 178 to 996 and encodes 272 amino acids.
UCCCUCGAAGAAUUUAAAUUAAAAAUUGCAAGUGGUCAAACGUCGUGGAUUCAGGAGUUACCAAAAGAUACAUUAUCACAACUCAUAAUACAGUUAGAAUUACCGACAGGCCCAAAUCCAAGUAUCGACGAUUUGCGGAAAGUGCUUCGGGACCACGUUAAAACAAAAAAAAAUAAAAUGACACACCAGUCAACGCUCCCUAUUACUAGCUUAGAAAAUUUCAGUGGUGGAAAUUGGAGAAGUUAUGAGGAGCAACUCAAUUGUUACAUGUUAUUGCAUGAUAUCUCGGAAGACAAAAAGGUUCCGCUCUUAAUAACGAAAUUAACAAGUAACGUGUAUGACACAUUGUCAGGGUUAUGUGCCCCAGAUAUACCAAUUAAAAGUACAUAUGAGGAUCUAUGUAAAAAACUGCAAGAAUUUUAUCACCCCAAAAUAAAUCUAGCAGUGCACAGAGCGAGAUUCAUGGACAGGAAACAAGAAGAAGGAGAAACGAUAAAAGAAUACCUGUUAGCUGUUCGCAAACUGGCUAAAGACUGCGAUUUCAAGGAUGUAGAUGAACAUUUAAAAGAAAGACUGUUGAAUGGCGUUCACAACGAGACAAUCAGAUAUGAAGUAUUGAAGAUGGCCGAUGCGACUCUGGCAAAGUUAACAGCAGUGGCGGAGACAGCAGAGAUGGCUUUUAAACUAUCGGCCAAGCCAGUUGAUGUGUUCAAGCUCUCAACGGAUCGUGGGAAAGUGAGUCUACAGCCUCAAAAAAAGCGGCAACAACAACAACAACAGUCAAAGUGCCUGUGUUGCGGCAAGACAGGACAUUGGAAGGAUCAGUGCACCUUGCGCUUUAAGUACUGUUCGGAAUGUGGCAGGAAGGGACACAUAUUUAGGCUAUGCCCCCUAAAGAAACCAAACCUGAAAACUGUGGUUUGCUCCGAAGAAAAAGAAGAUGUUUGUGAAACUAAUGAACUAGAUGACAUGUAUCAGACGCUUAAUUUGGGAUGAAAAACAAUAGAAGAAGUAAAUUCAAGAUUAAAAUCUGUAUUGCAACGCUUCACAGAGGCAGAGUUGAAAUUAAAAAUAUCAAAGUGCAAGUUUUUUGAAGAACAACUAACAGUAUUUGGAUAUCAUGUAUCAGGUGAAGGGAUCAGCGUAAUUAAAGAAAAUAUUGAGCCCUUAUUAAAAGCACCCCAACCCGAAAAUAUGAAAAUGUUACGUUCCUUUUUAGGAAAGGUAAAUUAUUAUAAUCGAUUUUUAAAAGACAUGGCCACAAUACUACAGCCUUUGUAUAAUUGUCUUAAGAAUGAAAUUUUUUGUUGGAGCCCUGAAUGUGACAACGCUUUUUUAAAAAUAAAAGAAGCUUUAACAAAAACAGUCACUUUAUCUCAUUACAGCAAUGAACUGCCAAUAAUUUUAAGCUGCGAUGCCUCGGACUGUGGGGUGGCCGCUGUUCUUUCUGUGAGAUCUGAGGAUGGUGUAGUGAAACCAGUAGCCUAUGCCAGUAAAAAAUUGACAGAUACCCAAAUAAAGUACCCAACCAUAGAGAAGGAAGCAUAUGCUAUAAUCUUCGGAAUAACUAAAUUUUACGAAUAUUUGUUUGGACGAACAUUCGAGUUACAAACCGACAAUGCUGCGUUGGUUACUAUAUUUGGCCCUAAAAAGGGUAUACCAAAAAUGGCGUGUAAAAGAUUACAGCACUGGGCUAUAUUCUUGUCAGGGUUUAACUACACUAUCCAACAUAUAAAAACAGAUUGCAACCCCGCAGACUAUUUGUCUCGCAACCCCACGCCAGACAAUAGUACCUUUAGCCAUCCAAUAUUAGACAGUAGUGAAUUAAGUGUGUUAAAAUUCUUGUCAUUAUCAAAUUUUGAAAAUGUAAAUUGGAAAAUAGUGGAACAAGAAACAAAAAAAUGUACUACUCUAUCAACUGUAAUGAGAUAUUGUACUGAUGGCUGGCCUGAUAAAGCAAUGUUAAAUGAAGAAUUAAAAUCCUUUCAUGAAAAACAAAAUGAAAUAAGUAUUGAUCAGGGCUGCUUACUGUGGGGCACACGAGUAAUAAUUCCAAAAAGUCUGCAGAAUUUAGUAAUGAACGAGUUACAUGCAAGCCAUUUUGGAAUAAAUAGAAUGAAACAAAUUGCUAGGUCAUAUUUUUGGUGGAAAACUAUAGAUAAGGAUAUCACAGAUAUAACAAACGCAUGCAUGAUUUGUUUAGAAAACAGAAAGGCCCCCGAAAAGGUACCGCUAACGCCCUGGCCACCGGCCCAUACAGUUUGGGAACGUUUACAUGCGGAUUUUCUUGGACCUUUCUGUGGUAAGAUGUUUUUGGUGGUGAUAGAUAGUUUUGCAAAG